AUGUCUAGGGCUAACCUCAGAACUCAAAAGAGACUUGCUGCUAGCGUUAUCGGUGUCGGUAAGAGAAAGGUCUGGUUGGACCCUAAUGAAACCACCGAGAUUGCCAAUGCCAACUCCCGUCAAGCUAUUAGAAAGUUGUACAGAAACGGUACCAUUGUCAGAAAGCCAGACACUGUUCACUCCAGAUCUAGAGCUAGAGCUUUGUUGGAAUCCAAGAGAGCUGGUAGACACACUGGUUACGGUAAGAGAAAGGGUACCAAGGAUGCUCGUAUGCCAUCUCAAGUUGUAUGGAUGAGAAGAUUGAGAGUCUUGAGAUCUUUAUUGGCCAAGUACAGAGAUGCUGGUAAGAUUGACAAGCACUUGUACCACUCUUUGUACAAGUCUGCCAAGGGUAACACCUUCAAGCACAAGAGAGCUUUGGUUGAACACAUUAUUCAAGCUAAGGCUGAAGCCCAAAGAGAAAAGGCUUUGAAGGAUGAAGCUGAAGCUAGAAGAUCGAAGAACAGAGCUGCUAGAGAAAGAAGACAACAAAGAAUUGCUGAAAAGAGAGAAGCUUUUUUGGCUGAAGCUUAA
This is a messenger RNA of Lizanozyma spartinae, 573 nucleotides long. It is a transcript of the gene RPL19A, whose product is annotated as 60S ribosomal protein eL19. Lineage: Eukaryota; Fungi; Ascomycota; Pichiomycetes; Serinales; Debaryomycetaceae. The coding region runs from base 1 to 573 and encodes 190 amino acids. Gene Ontology annotation, biological process: translation. The transcript has a single exon. Gene Ontology annotation, molecular function: structural constituent of ribosome; RNA binding. The record is from RefSeq and is a predicted model, not a curated record. Gene Ontology annotation, cellular component: ribosome; cytosolic large ribosomal subunit.